Molecule: messenger RNA, 1175 nt
Organism: Callorhinchus milii (elephant shark)
Lineage: Eukaryota; Metazoa; Chordata; Chondrichthyes; Chimaeriformes; Callorhinchidae
Product: platelet-derived growth factor subunit A
Exons: 6
Coding region: 123-710 (195 amino acids)
Biological process (GO): positive regulation of cell population proliferation; positive regulation of protein autophosphorylation
Cellular component (GO): membrane
Molecular function (GO): growth factor receptor binding; growth factor activity
Source: RefSeq, a predicted model, not a curated record
GAAGUUUGCAAGGAUUCCAUUUACAAAUCCUGUCGAGCUGUUCAGGGGAAAAAGAAAAGCCACUGACUACCUCUGCAAUUAUCCAGAGUACAAUUCAGUUCAUCACCACAUAGCCACGACAAAUGGAUCUUUUGCAGACAACCAGUGCGAGCAACAUGAGAUCUCAGCAUCUUGUUCUGGUGUCUCUCUUCUGCUUUUGGACGGUCUUCUCUGAGAAAGUGUCAGAAAACCUGGGUGCAGAACAAGGUAUCCCAGAGGAUAUCCUGAGCAGAAUCGCUCAAGCAGAUAUCAGAAGUGUCUAUGAUCUUGAGGAUCUCCUAGGCAUUCAAGCCUCAGAAAUGCGACCCCAACCCAAAAUAUUAGGAUAUUCGAGCACAAAGCCAGCCAGCUGCAAACCAAGACCGAUUUCCGUAGAGAUUCCACGUUACAAGGUGGAUCCCAGCUCAGCAGGCUUCUUCCUGUGGCCAUCGUGUGUUGAAGUGGAUCGUUGCUCUGGGUGUUGUAACACCAAGACCUAUAAGUGCAUUCCAUCCCUUACCCAAUUCAAGUCCUUUCAGAUAGCAAAGCUGACCUACCGAUAUGGCAGGAAAGAACUCAGUGUUCACACAGUCACCGUCCAAGAACAUAUAAGCUGCAACUGCACAGAGCUCCCAAGAAGACACAUAAUGAGGUACAACAUAAGAUACUACAGGCAAUCAACUAACAACUGAAAAAAAAUCUCACCGUCAGCAAUAACAGCAAGGAGAUUAUACAUGAUAUAUUGCAUGCAUGAGAAGCUUUUUCUUCCUCUUUUUUGGACUGCACAGUCAUCAAGUGGCUCAUAUAAAGACUUCUCAAAACUGGGACUUGGAAACACCAGAUUUGGUACUGUGUACUACUACUUUGUAGUACUUUGUACUGUGGAUGCAAUGGGGGAAAAGGCCUGGUUUACCAACACUUGUGAUGUGCAAGAAAUGUGUACUUGCUCCCUAUUUACACAAUUCUAUAGCUACAGUGCAUUGCUAGUGAAAAUUUAUAUUAGCUCCAUCGUGUAAAGGUUAUCAAAGCUCAAUCUGGGCCUUUUGGAUCAAUGAGACGUUUUAUUUUCUAAACUGUCUUUUGUGCUGUUUAAAGGGCUUAUGCUGCACAUUGAAGAUUUAUGGCAAGUUUUCUACGACAAUCUAAUAAAACAGGAA